ACCCCCGUUUACCAUUUUCCAUUCACUUUCUUCUUCUUCUUCUUCUUCAGUCUAAUUCUUCUGUUUUCCAGUCUUCAAUAAUGGAUUCCAGAGAAGAACUCAGCCAAAGCUCCGAUCUUUUGGAUACCCCAUCUUCCCCAACUCAAUCCCUUCUCUCAAACCUCUCGCUAACAGAUGAUUCAACCCCAGAUCAAAAUAUCACAACUUCGUUGAGAGUUAUUGGAGAUGUUGUGGAUGCCAUUGAUAGUCCUGUGACUCUCAACAUAAUCUAUAACAAUGAAAUUUUUACUGCUGGAGGUGAGUUCUUGCCCUCUCAAGUUGUUAGCCAACCUAGGGUUGAGGUUGGAGGUCACCUUGGCACUUUCUACACCUUGGUAAUUGUAAAUCCUGAUGCUCCGAGCCCAAGAAACCCGUCGCUUAAGGAGUACAUGCACUGGCUGGUGACUGAUAUUCCAGGGAAUUCUGAAGCAUCCUUAGGCCAAGAGGUUGUUCCGUAUGAGAGCCCACAACCAUCCAUAGGGAUACAUCGAAUGGUAUUUGUGUUGCUUCAACAAAGGGGACAGCAAACUGUUUAUCCUCCUGGGUGGCGUCAGAAUUUCAAUACAAGAGACUUUGCUGAAGUCUACGAUCUUACGCCAGUUGCUGCUGUCUAUUUCAAUUGUCGAAGGGAAGGAGAUUUGGGUGGAAGCAAAUUGUCUCCCAAAAGUGUUGGCUAAAAGUCACAAAUAUGAAGUGAACUACGUAGUAUAAUGGAAGACUAUUAUUGUGCUUGUAUAAUGUUUUUUGUAUUGCCCUAAUAUCAAAUACUUACUACGUAUUUUUUUUUU
Molecule: messenger RNA, 827 nt
Organism: Chenopodium quinoa (quinoa)
Lineage: Eukaryota; Viridiplantae; Streptophyta; Magnoliopsida; Caryophyllales; Amaranthaceae
Product: protein HEADING DATE 3A-like
Exons: 6
Coding region: 81-716 (211 amino acids)
Source: RefSeq, a predicted model, not a curated record